Molecule: messenger RNA, 2190 nt
Organism: Anneissia japonica
Lineage: Eukaryota; Metazoa; Echinodermata; Crinoidea; Comatulida; Comatulidae
Product: E3 ubiquitin-protein ligase RNF19A-like
Exons: 10
Coding region: 322-2190 (622 amino acids)
Biological process (GO): protein polyubiquitination; positive regulation of proteasomal ubiquitin-dependent protein catabolic process; ubiquitin-dependent protein catabolic process
Cellular component (GO): cytoplasm; ubiquitin ligase complex
Molecular function (GO): zinc ion binding; ubiquitin protein ligase activity; ubiquitin conjugating enzyme binding
Source: RefSeq, a predicted model, not a curated record
CAGCAGAUAUAGAGGAUGGUUCGAGCAAAGUGUCUGCCUAGUUUUGUUGCUGUUUAAAGCGUUUUAAAUUCACGUUUACUAGGCCGUGUUCUGGUUUACUAUGUACGAAAAAGUCUGCAAGACACUACCAUUAUAUUUAUCAAAUAUGUAAAAUUAUGCGGGUCAGCCAUGGACUAAAAUUCAUUCCAAUCAUAAAAAUCCAAGAUGAGUUCAUUGAAUUGAAUACAGAUACAGUACCUGGAACAUUAUAGAUUGUUCACCAUUUAAUUUCAAUAAUAAUAAGGAACAUUUUAUUACACAAGUCUUUGAACUGAAUUAAAUAUGGGGAAAGGGGAGCCUGAUACAAAGUCGAUCCAGUCGACAGCAUCUCAGAACACAACAAGCUCUCUGCAUAGUAAAAAGCAAGGCGGAUUUCUUACGAGAAUGAUGUCCCGAAGAUCUAAAUCUCGUGGAAGCUUUGACAUAGAAACCGGUGUUCCACCAGGCCACUUCCGCAAAGGGAGUGCCAGCAAGGCUGCCGGUGAAUAUGUCAGCACAUCGUCGAAGCGUGGGAAUGUGAUGGAAUGCCCGUUGUGCCUUAUGGAAAGACCAAAGGAUCAGUUUCCGGACAUUAUCACCUGUGAACAUCGAUCUUGUCAGGAGUGUCUGCGUCAGUAUUUAAAGAUUGAGAUCACAGAAAGUCGGGUAAACAUUGCUUGUCCCGAGUGUGCGGAAGUUUUUCAUCCUAAUGACAUCAAGAGGAUCCUUAAUGAUAAUAUGCUGAUGAGUAAAUAUGAAGAGUUUGCACUUCGCCGUGUCCUAAUGAUGGAUCCAGAUUGUAGAUGGUGCCCAGCACCAGAUUGUGGAUAUGCUGUGAUAGCAGCAGGCUGUGCAAGUUGUCCUGAGGUAGCGUGCCAAAGAACUGGGUGCAACACUAGCUUCUGUUACCAUUGUAAACAGAUCUGGCAUCCGAACCAGACCUGUGAUGCGGCCCGCCAACAGAGAUCCGGACGGAUAAGGAAAUCGUCACUAUCCUGCAGUCAAGGCUCUAUAUCACAUCAAGUCAAACCCUGCCCAAGAUGCACUGCUCUUAUUAUCAAGAUGGACGAUGGUUCUUGUAAUCACAUGACCUGUGCCGUAUGUGGGGCUGAGUUUUGUUGGUUGUGUAUGAAGGAAAUAUCUGAUCUUCACUAUCUAAGUCCGUCUGGUUGUACAUUCUGGGGCAAGAAACCAUGGAGCCGAAAGAAAAAGAUUUUAUGGCAGCUUGGUACAUUAGUAGGUGCUCCUGUCGGAAUAGCACUGAUAGCCGGUAUUGCCGUUCCUGCUAUGAUCAUCGGAAUCCCGGUGUAUGUCGGUCGUAAAGUUUAUUGGAAGUACAGUAAUGCGUCAAAACAUAGGAGAAAUAUAGCCAUAUUUGGCAGCGUAUCUUUAUCGAUUGUGGCUGCCCCUGUACUUGCAGCUCUUACUGUGGGUAUUGGUGUUCCAAUAAUGUUGACGUAUGUUUAUGGCGUGGUGCCAUUCUCCCUUUGCCGCAGCGGCGGCUGUGGUGUGACAACAAGUCAUAGUGGCGGAGUCAGAAUUGAAUUUGACAAUGAUAAUGAUGUCACAGUUGGAGUGACAAAUGCUUCAGAUAUAAAUCCUGAAGUAAACAGUGCUGUUGGCAAUUCAAGUAUAGGGGAGGCAAGCGUAGCCCGUGAGAGUCAACUGGAAGUGGUCGGAAUCCUGCACGAUGAUACCGUAAGUGAUAGCGCUAGUACCAGGGCAAUCGCAGGCUCCAGCCUUACUGGUAGUUUAUCAGGAAGUGGCAGUGUGGGGCCCAGUGUUAUUGGACAAAAUAAACUGGAUGUACAUAUUGAAGUAUCUAGUAAACGAUGCAGCUUGAGUAGCGAGAGUGCAUCGCUGUAUUUACCUGACAACUCAAGUAUGACCGCAAUGGCCGGUUCAAUUAGUGAAGAAAAAGGUGUAACUAAUAUUUCUUCGUAUGUUGAUGGUCAUGCUGAGAUGCUUGAUAAGAUUACCAAGUCACGACAUUCCAGUGGGGGUAGCAGCAAUGUAGAAAUCAGCCAACAUUUGCCUGUCUCUUAUACACAUCUAGAUGUGUAUAAGAGACAUAAAUAUGUUACCCAUCACCCCGAUAGUGUCUACACCAAAGGCAACGCUAAUGUCAACAGAUUUAUAAAACAAGUUAUGACAACAUCUUGUUGGUCUUAA